UAGUAUGUCCCCUUUGCUUUGCCGUAGUGACGUCACGCGAGCGUGUGUUUGAACUGCUCUCACGUUUUGUGCGUGUGUGUUUAUGAGCAAACGUCAGUAGUUUAUAUAUAUUUUUACAGUUUAAGAGUCAUGAAUGUUCAGCCAUCAAACCCCAACAAUCCCAUCGUGUUCUUUGACGUCACCAUCGGCGGACAGGAAGUGGGCAGAAUGAAGAUCGAGCUUUUUGCUGACAUUGUUCCCAAGACUGCUGAAAACUUCCGGCAGUUCUGCACUGGAGAGUUCAAGAAGGACGGCGUUCCCGUGGGUUAUAAAGGCUGCCCGUUUCACCGGGUCAUCAAGGACUUCAUGAUUCAGGGAGGAGAUUUUGUCAAUGGCGACGGCACAGGUCUGUGCAGUAUCUACAGAGGACCGUUUGCAGAUGAGAACUUCCGAAUGAAACACUCCAGUCCAGGACUUCUGUCUAUGGCUAACAGUGGGCCGGGAACAAAUGGCUGUCAGUUUUUUCUCACCUGCACAAAGUGUGACUGGCUGGACGGGAAGCAUGUGGUGUUUGGAAAAGUGGUGGAUGGUUUGCUUGUCAUGAGAAAGAUUGAGAACUUACCAACAGGACCCAACAACAAGCCCAAGCUGCCCAUCGUCAUCUCACAGUGUGGGGAAAUGUGAUGGCUUAACUUGUGGUGUGUGUGUGUGUGUGUGGGGGGGUCACUGAUCAUCUUCUGGAAUCAAACCAUUUGGCAUUGAUUUGCAAAAGGAAUCAUCCGAUUAAAGACAAACUGAUGAACAUUCUAUUUAACCGAAGGCAGAAGCAUGUAUUCUUUCUAUAUUUUGUAUGGCAAUGCUUUAAUUUGAAUUCCCUCAUAAUUGUUGACAGUUAGAUCUGUUUUCUGACCAAGAUACCCAAAAUAAAUGUCACUUUUUUAAUAAAACUGUAACAUUCAUUCUUUCA
This is a messenger RNA of Triplophysa dalaica, 946 nucleotides long. RefSeq names its product peptidylprolyl isomerase H (cyclophilin H) (gene ppih). Gene Ontology annotation, cellular component: intracellular membrane-bounded organelle. Lineage: Eukaryota; Metazoa; Chordata; Actinopteri; Cypriniformes; Nemacheilidae. Bases 130 to 663 code for a protein of 177 amino acids. The transcript is spliced from 9 exons. The record is from RefSeq and is a predicted model, not a curated record. Gene Ontology annotation, molecular function: peptidyl-prolyl cis-trans isomerase activity. Gene Ontology annotation, biological process: protein peptidyl-prolyl isomerization; protein folding.